AUGAGUUUUUUCAGCGGCAUCCGGCAAUGGCUCCCAAGCAUACAUUGGCUGCUAGGCCCACCUGAACCAACUCGCCCCUUCACACCAACAACCUACGCCGACGUAUGUCGCGCCCGCGCCGCGCUCAAGACCCUCAAACUACCCACCGAGCUGGUCCUCAGCAUACUAGAGCACGCGCAAUACUGGCCAGUCGUAGAGAUUUUCCAGUCAGGCCGAAAGAUCGUCGCCCGCGCCGGCAUGAACAACCCGUCAGCAGCAACUCUCUGUCUCGGAGCCAACCCCUACUCCACCCCCAUCGUGGAAGAAGCCAAACUAGGCGGCGAAACAGCAAAAAUUAAGCGCAUCGACUUCGAUAUCAUGAGUAAAGACCAAGGCUGGACGAGCGAGAACACGCAGGGUACUUUUUCCACAUCGUCAUGGCUUGAAGUGUCCAUCCUGCGCGAUGCAUCGAAUAUCAACAGUCUACUUCCUGCCCCACGCUUGUAUCCUGGAUGGCAGUGCAAUGUUGACGGUGUUGCUAUCACUAUUCACUAUGGAUUCUGA
Alternaria triticimaculans is the source of this 543-nucleotide messenger RNA. RefSeq lists its product as uncharacterized. Bases 1 to 543 code for a protein of 180 amino acids. The record is from RefSeq and is a predicted model, not a curated record. The transcript has 2 exons. NCBI's taxonomy places the organism in Eukaryota, Fungi, Ascomycota, Dothideomycetes, Pleosporales, Pleosporaceae.